UGGGAGACAGAAAGAGAAAGAGAAAAAGAAGAGAGAGAGAUUUCCUCCAUAUGUCAAGGGGCUAGGGUUUAAAUUCCUAUUAAAGUGUUGUACUUAAUAGUGCAAGUGCUUGGCUGCAGCUAUAUUCUAAACUAUAUAUAUGGAUCUCUCAAUCUAAGCCUGUCCACUGUGUGAGAAGAAUUACAAAAUAAAAAUAAAAUAAAAAAAUCAAAGAUACCCACGUCACCCUAUAUUCCAAAUCACUGUUCCUUCAUCAUUUACUCAGAAUUAUUCCUUCUGGAGAAGCUUGAAAUUCAGCUUGAGGAAUUCAGAUGAAAGGAGUUGAUAGUUCUGAAGACGCAGAAAAAACUUGCAAGUCAACAAAAGGAGAAAGCUCAAGCGAUAGCUCAGUUGAAGAAAGCGAAAAGAAGGGAGGCUCCGGAUCUGCAAGGCAGUAUCAUCGCUCCAAGAUGCCGAGGCUCCGGUGGACUCCGGAGCUCCAUCUUUGUUUUGUUCACGCUGUAGAAAGACUAGGAGGACAAGAGAGAGCAACGCCUAAGUUGGUUCUUCAAUUUAUGAACAUCAAGGGCCUCAGCAUCGCUCAUGUAAAGAGUCAUCUUCAGAUGUAUAGGAACAAGAAGAUUGAUGACCCUAACCAAGUGAUGACAGAGCAAGGACUUGUUUUGGAAGGCGGUGACCAGAUAUAUAAUUUGAGCCAACUCCCCAUGUUACAAAGUUUCAAUAAUCGAAGGCCUUCUUCCAGUAUAAGUUAUGGUGAUUCUUCUUGGAGAGGACACGAAAAUCAAAGCCAUGGCUGUAAUAUGAUCGGUAAGAAUGCAGUUGAAAGAGCCGCCAAACAUGGACUUUAUAAUUCAGUAGCCGAGAGACUUCUUGGAAGCCGCAAUGAUAAAUCAAUCUCAAAUGAUCGAAUGAAUCACAAAAGCAGCAGUUGGCAAAUGAUUGAAGAACUGAGAAGCGGGAUUAAAAGAAAGAGUUUGGAUCCAGAAUGUGAUGACAAUAUCGAUUUGAAUUUAUCACUGAAGGUAAAAUCAAACAGUGAUAUUCAUGAAGGAGUACUACUUGAUGAAAAUGGUAAUUAUAAUUUGGAAUUAGGUGAUGAAGUUGAUAGUAGCUUGUCUCUUUCUCUGUCUUCAUCUUCAUCUUCAAAGCUGAGCUGCAGAUUGAAGGAGGGAGAUCGUGAUUUGAUGAAGAGGCAUCAUGAAGGCACAGCCAGUACUCUAGAUCUGACUUUAUGAAUGAGACAAAUUUCUAAGUGAGAUCCUUAAGUACUUGUGCUCAAUCAAAAUUUGAUGAUCAUCAUUGUCAUGAUGUACCAGCUACCAUAUAUAUAUAUAAGGUGAUCAUA
Molecule: messenger RNA, 1345 nt
Organism: Pistacia vera
Lineage: Eukaryota; Viridiplantae; Streptophyta; Magnoliopsida; Sapindales; Anacardiaceae
Exons: 5
Coding region: 312-1235 (307 amino acids)
Molecular function (GO): DNA-binding transcription factor activity; DNA binding
Source: RefSeq, a predicted model, not a curated record